AUGAACACAAUUCUCUCGUUAUUCCUCGGGCUGGUCCCAGGAAGUCUGAAAUCCGGUUUCGAUUUCUCAAAUUCCGACGAAUCGAGACACUAUAUACCCAUCAUGCAAAAUUCAUUUUCCCCCAGCGCAACCAAAGAGCACAAAAACACACCAAUUCCACCUUCAAGCACACCCCCGCCUGCUUACAAUGAUGUGUGCGGCGGCGCCAUUAUCAUAAACCAAGAUGGCAAACCUCAAUUGCUAUCACCAGAGGAAGAGGAAGAGCGACAACAUCGACUGCAGCAAGCCGUGCGCGAGAAGAUGUUAGGGUUACCACGGACGACGAAGUUUGAAUGGUACCAGCGAGCAUCGGGGAUGUCAGGAAUGUCGGGAACUACAGGAACCGAGAGUGAGGAAUUACCACUGCCGCUGUAUACACCCUGA
Penicillium hordei is the source of this 423-nucleotide messenger RNA. RefSeq lists its product as uncharacterized. The transcript has a single exon. The record is from RefSeq and is a predicted model, not a curated record. The coding region runs from base 1 to 423 and encodes 140 amino acids. NCBI's taxonomy places the organism in Eukaryota, Fungi, Ascomycota, Eurotiomycetes, Eurotiales, Aspergillaceae.